CACCUCGUCCCCGGCCAAGCACACAUCUCGCUCUCGCCAGUCUUGUCACUCAGCCUCGCUGCAUCGCAUCGCCACGCUGUCACUUGCCAUGCGGGCCUCGCGCUACUUUGUCACGCCGUACUCGACGCCGCCGUCGGCGCCCGGCGCAGCGCCAACGUCGCGGCGCUACCGCUACGACCUCUUCGCGCCGGCGUCGGCGCUGCCGGGCGCGCCCCAUGUGCUGCUGCUGCACGGCUUUCCCGACGCCGGCUCGCUGCGCGGCGUCGCCUCGGCGCUCGCCUUUGCCGGCUUCACCGCCGUGCUGCCCGACAUGCUCGGCUACGGGCGCACCAGCAAGCCGCCGCAGACGCGCAUCGCCGAGUACGGCCCGCACGCCAUGGUCAACGAUCUGCUCGCGCUGAUGGAGAGUCUCGUGGGCCAGCAGCGCUUUGUCGUCGUCGGGCACGACUGGGGCUCGUUUCUCGCGUGGCGCUUUGCGCUGCAUGCGCCGCAGCGUGUGCUCGGCAUCGCCGGCAUCUCGGUGCCGUACGUGCCGCAGCCGUCGCAGACGCAGUUCCUGCCGUUUGAGCGGCUGCUGCAGGUCGUGCCCUCGUUUGGCUACCAGGCCUUCUUUGCCGAGCCGCGCAGCUCGGCGCUCAUUGAGCCUCGCAUCGACGACUUCCUCAGCAUGAUCUUCGCCGCGCCGCGCGCCAUGCGGACCGAGGCCGCGCGCACCUACGAGUGGAACGCGGCGGGCACGCUCGAGCGCAUGCUCCAGCAGCCGCUCGCGCCCGAGACGCUCGCCGACUUUAAGCAGGCGGCGCUGCUGCGCGGCGAGGACUGGGAGCGCGUGCUUGACUGCUUCGACCCGAAGCGCGGCGGCAGCAUCGAUGCGCCGCUGAACUGGUACCGCUGCCGGCGGAUCGCGUGGGAAGAGGAGCGCACUCUCGCGUCGCUCAAGCUGCCGCAGAUGCCGUACCUGCUGCUCAUGUCGACGCACGACGCCGCGCUGCCCGCGCAGAUGGGCGCCGCGAUGCCGAAGCACGCGCCGGCCGGCACGCUGCGCACGGCCGUGGCGCAAGGCUGCGGGCACUGGCCGCAUCUGGAGCAGCCCAACUGGGUCGUGCAGCAGAUCCGCGCGUGGCUCGAGGAGGAGGUGGGCGUGGGCCGUGCGGGCAAGAUGUGAGGCGCGGGCAAGAUGUGCAGGGCAUACGAGGUGCAGGGCUUAAUGGGAGGCGCAGAGCAGCAGGCGCAGGGCAUGAUGUGAGG
Molecule: messenger RNA, 1248 nt
Organism: Tilletiopsis washingtonensis
Lineage: Eukaryota; Fungi; Basidiomycota; Exobasidiomycetes; Entylomatales
Product: alpha/beta-hydrolase
Exons: 5
Coding region: 89-1165 (358 amino acids)
Molecular function (GO): hydrolase activity
Source: RefSeq, a predicted model, not a curated record